CCCAAUAAGUAAGCCCGAAGAGACUUGUUUGCUUGGUGAUGCCGGCAGAUAAGCCUGGCAAAGCUCGGUGUGAUUGAAGAAGCCAGUCUGAGACUCAGCCUAGCCCAGGCAAGCUACUGGACCCGGGCUCUGCUCAGCAAACCUCGACACAAUGGUGUUCACAUUUUGGAAAGUAUUUCUGAUCCUACACUGCCUUGCAGGUCAAGUUAGUGGAGUGCAAGUGACCAUCCCAGACAGUUUCGUGAAUGUAACUGUUGGAUCUGAUGUCACUCUCAUCUGCACCUACACCACCACCGUGGCCUCCCUGGACAAGCUUUCCAUCCAGUGGACAUUUUUCCAUAAGAAGGAGUUACAGCCAGUUUCAAUUUACUAUUCUGAAGGUGGACAAACUGCAGUCAACGGGCAAUUUAAAGAUCGAAUUGUAGGGUCCAACGCCCCAGGCAACGCAUCCAUCACUAUUUCAAAUAUGCAACCAGCAGAUAGUGGCAUCUACAUCUGCGAUGUUAACAACCCCCCGGACUUUUCUGGCAACAAUCAAGGCACCCUCAACGUCAAUGUGCUAGUCAAACCUUCUAAGCCCUUUUGCAGCAUCCAAGGAAUACCAGAAACUGGCCAUCCUGUAUCUCUUACUUGCCUCUCAGUGCUUGGAACACCUUCCCCUGUGUAUUACUGGCAUAAAGUUGAGGGAAGAGACAUCAUCCCAGUGAAAGAAAACUUCAACCCAGCCACCGGGAUUUUAUUUAUUGGAAAUCUGACCAAUUUUGAACAAGGUUAUUACCAGUGCACGGCUAUGAACAUCCUUGGCAAUAGUUCCUGUGAAAUUGAUCUAACUUCAUCACAUCCAGAAGUUGGAAUCAUCAUCGGGGCCUUGGUGGGUACCCUCGUAGGUGCUGCUAUUAUCACCUCUGUGGUGUGCUUUGCAAGGAGCAAGGCAAAGGGGAAGGAGAGGAAGAGAAAUUCUAAAACCACCGCAGAACUCGAACCAAUGACAAAGAUAAACCAAAGUACAGAGUGUGAGGCAGUGCCAAAUGAAGAUGUCAUCCACCUGGAAGAAACUCUGCCACCUUCCAUCCAUGAGGCUGAGCCUGAUACCACCCUGGGGCCAGAUCACGAGCCUAUCCCUGAGCCUGAGCCUGCCGAAGCGCCCAAGCUUGUCCCCGUGCCUGAGGUCGAGAUCCAGCUGGAGCCAGAGCCCAAGCCUCAGCAGGAGCCGGAGCCCGCGAUUGUAGUUGAGCCCUUGGGGGAUGAGGAAAAGGGGGCGAUGAAGCUGUAAGCCGGCAGCCUCAGUACAGUGUUCAUCACUAAGGAACCCAUUACUGGCAUUUGGAAUUCUGUUGACCUAACCAGUCUCCCACCACCUCCUUCCAUUCUGGCCAACCCUCUUCUAACAAGGUGCUCCAACCAUCAAUCCAAAUAGACAGGUUAAGAUAACUACUAAAUAAAUGCAAGGGUUCCUGCA
Molecule: messenger RNA, 1459 nt
Organism: Phacochoerus africanus (Common warthog)
Lineage: Eukaryota; Metazoa; Chordata; Mammalia; Artiodactyla; Suidae
Gene: VSIG1
Product: V-set and immunoglobulin domain containing 1
Exons: 7
Coding region: 152-1273 (373 amino acids)
Biological process (GO): maintenance of gastrointestinal epithelium; epithelial cell morphogenesis
Cellular component (GO): plasma membrane
Source: RefSeq, a predicted model, not a curated record